UGUCGGCAGAGGCUUAGGCAGGAGACCAGCAGCGACGGGCGAGCGAAACUCCGAAGGAAAUCCCGGGAACUUUGGGCGCCAAAUUGGAGUGGGGAGGCCGGCUGAGCUUGUUUAAUGUGAUUAUUAACGUGGUUAAUUGAUUGUCGGCAAGUCGUUUUGAUAAUUGUUCCGAGCCGUCGCGGCGUGGAAUGAGAGAGAGUUAUUUAAGGGGAGCUUAUUUAAUCGCGAGCGUCUCGCUUCCUCGUUGAGUGUGUUCGUGAUAUUAAUUAUAUUAUUAGGCUCGAAUUGCAAGAGUCCUCGACAUGGCCGAUUCAAACAAGCUGACAAAGUUGAUCCACACGACCUUUAAUAUUUACGGAUUGAAAAUAACGAGGAAAUUGAGCGUCGUCGUGGCAAAACAUUUGCAAAAUAAUACAGAUUUGAAUCCGGAGAUUUGGCUGACGAAAAUAAUCGAGCAAAUACUGGGACAGAAUCUGCCAGGCGCCAACGUCGAUCUGGACAAUAUAAAGCUUGCCUUGAAGGAGUGCUUCAAGCCCGAAAGUACGUUGAAGGAGACGGAAUCGGUGCUAAAUGUCAUUGAUAUUUUCACCGUACCUAAGGUGGUCUACGAUACUAAUAAGAAAAAGUAUACGAUACAAAGAAUGGAUAAUAAUUUGUUCUCCGAAGCUGUCGACAAGUCAUUCGUUUUUAAGGAGCGACUGGAUCUGCUGUGGUACAGAACACAGAGGCACGCGAGUUUCGCGCCGGCCAAAUUUGGCAAGACAGAGUCCAAUAAAUUGCAAUUGGUUCCCAUAGAAUUUUUACUUAGCCAGGCCAAGACGAAAGAUGUCUGUAUUAUGGGACUAUUGUCUCAGAUUACGGAAGGUCAAUAUUACCUGGAGGAUUAUACCGGAUCUAUUAAAAUAGAUCUCAAAGAUGCUUUCUUCAGUUCGAGCUUAAUUAUGGAAGGGUCCAUUGUUCUAGCCAAGGGACGAUACGUAGAAGGAAUUUUACAGGUUGAUAACAUUGAUUUCCCACCGCCGGAUUCGGUAGAAAAUAGCCGAGUCAAUUUCGGGGAUAGCAAUACCUUUGGCGGAUCUCAUCCGACGUCCUUAAAAUUAUCAGAAAAAUUAAAAGCGUACGAAGAGGCGAAUAAAGAUAAUUUCAUUAUUGUGAUAUCGGAAUUCUGGGUGGAUAGUGAAAUUGUGUUAAGCAAAUUUAAGGUUCUACUCUCUGGAUUCUCAGAAAGUCCUCCAACCGCUAUUGUACUAUGUGGCCACUUCUUAAGUUUCUCAAUGACUGUCACGAGCGUUAAAAAAUUGAAAGAAGGUUUUAAAAGACUUGCUGCAAUCAUUGCUGAGUUCCCGGUGAUUCAGAAAAAUACUAGCCUUAUACUGGUACCUGGCCCCUACGAUCUUAGUGCCCCGAAUAUAUUACCAAGGGCGCCGCUACCGAAAUACGUGCUCGAAGAUCUUUUAAAAAUUUUACCCAACACGUAUUUAGCGACGAAUCCUUGUCGAUUACAAUACUGUACAAAAGAAAUUGUUAUUUUUAGAGAAAACAUGUUAUCUAAACUGUGUCGAAAUACUCUACAUUAUCCAAAAAAGGAGGAAGACGAGGCGAGUGAGAAUAGGGGAGAAAAAAUAUACGAAGCUUUUGCCAAAUCAAUUAUUAGACAGUCGCAUUUAACGCCUCUACUCUUUUCAAUGAUUCCUGUGUAUUGGAAACACGAUCAAGCCUUACACCUCUAUCCAACGCCAGAUCUUAUAAUCGUAGCCGAUGAUUUCCAGCCUUACGCUACAAGUUACGCCAACUGCAAAGUUAUUAAUCCUGGACCAUUUAGUAAGAGUAAUUUUGCUUUUAAAUGCUACAAUCCUGCGGAUAAUAUUGUAGAAGACUGUGAAAUACCUGCCGAUGAUGGCUAAAUCUAGCUUAAUUUUAAUAACUUCAAAUAAAGAAGAGAAAUUAAAAAU
Ceratosolen solmsi marchali is the source of this 1952-nucleotide messenger RNA. It is a transcript of the gene DNApol-epsilon58, whose product is annotated as DNA polymerase epsilon subunit 2. Gene Ontology annotation, biological process: error-prone translesion synthesis; DNA-templated DNA replication. Gene Ontology annotation, cellular component: epsilon DNA polymerase complex. Bases 303 to 1904 code for a protein of 533 amino acids. The transcript is spliced from 4 exons. The record is from RefSeq and is a predicted model, not a curated record. Gene Ontology annotation, molecular function: DNA binding. NCBI's taxonomy places the organism in Eukaryota, Metazoa, Arthropoda, Insecta, Hymenoptera, Agaonidae.